AGAUCCAAUUGAUCAAAAUCGGAUCUCCCCAUAAAAAAAAAAGAAAAGAAAAGUCCCCAAAAGCCAAUGGCGGGAACAAAACCCUAGAUUAACAAAUCAAAAGCCCUCCAAAUUUCCUUCAAUCCAUCAACAACAAUGGCGACAUCAACACCAAUUGCGGCAGGGGAGAAAGUGGUGGCAGAUGCUGAAGAGCUCCCAAAGGCAAUUGUUAAGAGAAUCGUUAAAGAUAAACUUUCACAAUUAUCACAAGACGGCGCUGAUAUUCAAGUUCUGAAAGAUCCCCUCUCCGCUUUUUCCGAAAGCGCCCGGAUCUUUAUUCAUUACCUUUCGGCUACGGCGAAUGAUAUAUGCAAGGAAUCUAAGAGACAAACGAUUAGUGCUGAAGAUGUGUUCAAGGCGCUUGAAGAGAUAGAGUUUCCAGAAUUUGUUGGUUCCUUAAGAACUUCUCUUGCAGAGUUCAAGAGAAAGAACACUAAAAGAAAAUCCGACUCUACUAAAUCAAAGGAGGCUAAAAAGGGAAAAACAAAAGAGGCUGGAACCGAGAAUGGAGAAGCACAGGAUAAUGUUGAUGAAGAUGGAACAGAAGAUCCUGAAAUGGAAAACGGAGAAGCACAUGAAAAUGGUGAUGAAGAUGAAACGGAAGAGCCUGAAAUGGAGAAUGGAGAAGCAGAGGAAGAUGGUGAAGAAGAUUGAAAAGAAGUUUCCGAUAGUUGGUGAAUUUUUAUGCUCCCUGUUUCCCAUGUGGUUUCUUUUUAUUCGCGACUUGCAGGGGAAGCUCUAUGUCAACUUUUCCCUUGUAGUUCUUUUAAGUAACUUAGGUUAUGUUUAAGAGCGUUUUCAUUGAAAUGUUGACCAAAUUUUACAUUUGGAUCAUUAUGGCUCUUCAAAAACUAGAAAAUACUGCAAGUUCUGAUAUGAAAUUAUGAAGAAGUGUGACUAUAUUUUAA
Messenger RNA from Erigeron canadensis, 947 nucleotides. RefSeq names its product DNA polymerase epsilon subunit 3-like. Gene Ontology annotation, biological process: leading strand elongation; DNA damage response; heterochromatin formation. NCBI's taxonomy places the organism in Eukaryota, Viridiplantae, Streptophyta, Magnoliopsida, Asterales, Asteraceae. The coding region runs from base 136 to 693 and encodes 185 amino acids. Gene Ontology annotation, molecular function: chromatin DNA binding; protein heterodimerization activity. The transcript is spliced from 3 exons. The record is from RefSeq and is a predicted model, not a curated record. Gene Ontology annotation, cellular component: CHRAC; epsilon DNA polymerase complex.